AUGUCUCCAUAUGCAAUCCCUUCCGAUGUUUGGGCCCUAUACGAGGAAAAGGUUCAAGCAGCCGGCAGACAUGCAAUAUCCACUCCUGGGUCUAACAUAAUCCUCGAUGUCGUUACCCACCCCAGAAAUCUGAAUCUAUUGUUCAUUGCAUACGGAGGAGGAAUCGUACUUUCUGAUCUCGAUAUACUACUCCCUCGUCGCCCGGCUGUGACAGCCCUUGCGGUGCAUCCCUCAGGACACAUCAUCUCAGUCGGCUAUGCGGAUGGCAGUAUUGCCUUUUGGGCACUGGAGGACGAAGACCGUCCCCUCCUUGUCCGUACUUUGGACGAUGAGGAAGAUGUAGGGGUCAUGAAUGUGGACAAGCUCGAGGCUGCACUGCCUUCUGGCCAACCAUCUGCGCCUCAUCAAGAAAGGUCAGCUGCCUCCCGCGAACCGAUCUUCAAACUCUCAUGGAGCGGAUUCCCGAAUUCCUCUGAUCCCCGCGGAGGCAACACCGUUUUGACGGUGUUGGGUGGGCUUGCGCACGAUUCUUCUCCAGGGCUUACCACUUUCCUACUCCCCCCGCUAAGCCCCCAUGCGUCGCCAGCUUCAGAUGCAAAGGGGAAGGGACCCGCAUCGCCCGCGCUUCAUCCCGAUACUCGCGCUGCGAUGGUGGCGUCUCUCCUACCCCUUGACUCAUAUGCCUAUAAUACUGUCGGAGCAGUGCAGGACUUCCUGUUGAUCCCUCGAGCUAAUCCGCACUUUGCGGGCGCGUGGGACCCCCAGGCAGUAUUGCUACUCUCCGACUCUGACCUGGAUCCCACUGGAGCCACGCGAGUGGUGGAGGCGCUCGAAUUCCCGCCUCCUGCGUUCGCCCCUUCGACCUCGAAUGCUGCAGUACCAGAAGGGACUACCAGUAAUUCAGCACCUGAUGGCGAUCUCGACAGCGCUCUUGCAAAUGAGCUGGCUUCCACCCUCCAGUCAAUGUCUCUCUCUGAAGAUCCUAUGAUGCUCAAUCUUCCAUCUGCGUUCGGAGCUAUAUCAGACGGCGUGAUCUGGGAGAAUGACAGACACGCCAUGCUGCCAAUUCGAGGGGGGAAGGCAUGGCUCGAGGACACCGAAGGGCAGAUGAAACUGAUGAAGUUCCAACCUCGUCGUGUAUUGAUAACUCAUGACCAUGACCUAGUCUUGCAUUUCUACGACCUCAGUGCUCAGUCGCUUGUCAGCUCAUUCGACGAACCUCUUACCAACUCAUUACCUGACCCGCUGCCAAGUCUGAUGAUCGAACUCUCUGCCUUGUUAUUUGAGCCAUCUCUUCGACCUUCACCUUCGGAUUCAACUCAUACCACCGCAGCGGAAGCAGACUCCUCAGAAAUUGAUUCAAUCCUUCUCGCACCAAAUAGUCUGGAAUGUAUCACCGUGUUCAGGAAUGGGGCGGUCAUUUUGCACAGGCUCGAUGUACAGAGUACAGGAGACCCGCCUGAACUGGAAGAUGACGAGCUCGUCUCCCUCGCACAUCUGUCUGUCAGGACCGGCUUGCGCUAUAGUCCGUUUUGCGCGAUCAGGUCCAAGUAUGGCAGAGUCACCGCCUGCGCAAUUUCAGACGUCGACCCUGUGUCUCGCAUUCGUCUGAUUGCUGUGUCCACAUCAGGCCACGGGUCCGUGUACACGCUCGCACGCUCGCCUGCGAACGUGUGGACGAUCCCCGACACGCCCGCUGUCUCUGAGGGCUGUGUGCAAACCGCUCCCGGUGGUUCAUUUGUCCUCGAUGCGAAGAGCGGCGCCCGUCUACGUGCUGACCCUCAGGCGUUCGCUGCAGUACUCGCCAACGACAGCGUACCGCAGCAAGCCGAAAACGCAGAGAGUGACACAAGGAAACACGGCUGCAUUUGGGUUAACGCGGGUGCGAAAGGCGCAAAAUGUAUCGCAAACCUCGUCGGCGACCGAAUUGCAAAAGUGGACUGGAGCAGCAGGGUCGGUCGGGUUAUCAGAGUAGAAGUUGUUGAGAAAAAUGGUGGAUGUGCACUUGUCGCCUUCACGGAGCCUGCGGAAGCCCUCAUCUACUCCCUUCCAUUCCUUGAGCACCUCCACACAUUGCAGCUGCCUGAGCAGUCUCUUGCAAACGUCUCGACAGACCCGACAGGCGACUACAUCACAUUCGUCCUCGACCCCACCACACGCCUCACUCGGGAAACGCGCUACGGCACGCUCUUCGGCACUCGGCGCGCGGCGCCAUACGCACCGCCCCUCGUCGACCUCGCGUUCGGGCGACCGCCCGUGCCGCCCCAGCCGGCGCCCGUGUCGCUCGAGCCGCAGUCGGUGAUCGGCUCCGUGCUGGGUUACCUUGGGCGAGGCGUGAUGAGCGGCGCGGAGAUCGAUGCAUUGUUGGCAGGCCCGGACAGGCCUGAGCCGCCUCAGUCCAACUAUGAUCCCGCGGGACGGGUGCCGCCGUCAUCCAAGACUACUGGCAAGGACAAGGACAAUACGGUCAAAUCCGCAGCAGACUCGAUGUCAACUGGUGUCAGCGAUCUGUACAACAAGCUGGGUACCGCGCUUGCCGAACGAGGGCAAAUGUUGGGCGAUCUCGAAGAGUCGUUCAAUUCGCUUGAGCAAGGAAGCAAAGGCAUGCUUUCCCAGAUAUCCGAGAAAGCCGUCAUCCCGCGUGGUCUCACGCUUAUGAUCCCAUUCCUCGGUGUGGUGAGCAACGAGUUGACCGUCUUUAUGGGUUUUGGAAAUGAAACGGGUGAGCGCAUGUCGUCGGCCGACAAAGGACGAAGCACGAUGUACCUUCGUGGGAGACCCGGACGGGUCACGGUAGUAGGAGACAUCCUGGUCGAUCAGAAUAGUGCCCUUCGGAACCGAUGGCGGGUUCUCGAGAAGGCGGAAUUGCUCGAGAUGGCAGAGGCACGGUCAAUGUGCAUGCCUGGGAAAAGGCGGACAGACCUUGACGAGGCCAUUGAACUGAGCCCGGAUGGCCUUGAUUCCCUCGGCAAUCCCGACAGGAUCGUGAAACGUCGCAUCAGACGUGUAGAUCUUGUCUCAGUGCUUCUUUCUAAGAUCCACACUGACAAGGAGGAGGCAUGA
Molecule: messenger RNA, 3063 nt
Organism: Postia placenta MAD-698-R-SB12
Lineage: Eukaryota; Fungi; Basidiomycota; Agaricomycetes; Polyporales; Adustoporiaceae
Exons: 15
Coding region: 1-3063 (1020 amino acids)
Biological process (GO): establishment of cell polarity; regulation of exocytosis; regulation of protein secretion
Cellular component (GO): cytoplasm; plasma membrane
Molecular function (GO): syntaxin binding; GTPase activator activity; myosin II binding
Source: RefSeq, a predicted model, not a curated record